GCCGCGUUGAGAGGAGUUUCACGAUAGUUUUGUGCCAAGUCCGGUGUUACUUCGAAGAAAUCAACACCCACAGCCAGCCAGCGUUUGCGGUCUUCGUCGUCGUCCAGUUGCGGCGAGUCCAGCGGCGUCCAUUUCAAUCCCGCAAGCCGGGAGCCGGCCAGCUACCACUUCACGGUGUAUGAUCCGGCGGUGGUUAGGAAACCGUUGCGAAUCGUCGUCAUCGUUGGCUCGAAGCGCUCAAGUGAAAAUUUAACCAACGCUGGCGACAAUUUAGUGCCGCCAAGUUUGCCGGAGUGAGAGUGAACCAUUCCAAUGUGGCUACUGGUGUCUCGUUAGUGUGUAUGUUGGAGCGUAUGUGUACCGUUUUGCCCUGGCCAAAGGUUGUGGAAGGCGUAUAAGGUUUUUGUAAGACCCUUUUCGCUGCUCUGCGCUUCGUGAAACUCGUGCGUGCGUGUCAUCGGCGUAGUUUGCAUCCAAAACAACAACCGUGAUCGUAAAAAAGCGCUCGCAAUGGGAACGAAGAUCGAGUAUGUCGACUCAAGCCAUAUGUACGCCACGAACUACAUUCGCAACUCGAAAGCGAUCGCCGUCCUUUGGGCGAUCUUCAGCAUCUGCUACGCCAUCAUUAGUGUUGUGGCGUUCGUGACGCCAGAAUGGGUUGGUGACUCCGAUUCCGAUGCCGGCGGUCGGCUGGGCCUGUGGCAGAUCUGCCAGAAAGACGAUCUCAACGAUAGCUGUAGCGGGAAACUGGAAGAACUGCUCGAGAUGCAAUCCAUUGCCUUUCAGGUAGCGACCGUGUUUUGUGGACUGGCCGUAGGCACCGCUGCGCUGGCGAUCUGCUGUCUGCUCCUGAUGGUGUUCAUGAAGUCGACGACCGUUUUUCACAUUUGCGGCUGGAUGCAGAUGCUCUCGGCCCUGUGCAUGGUGAUUGCCUGCGUUUCGUUUCCGUUCGGAUGGAACUCGGACGAGUUUCGUAAAAUUUGCGGCCCCGAAUCGAAUCGGUUCGAAGUUGGGCUGUGCAGCAUGCGUUGGGCUUACCCGCUGGCAAUAAUUGCUUGCAUCGAUGGCUUCAUCUUGGCCACACUUUCGUUCAUCCUGGCGACACGACACGUACGCUUGCAGCCGGAACCGCAGUAUCAAAGCAGUAUGUAUAAAGGGGAAAUCAACAAUGCGUACGUUACGGAUGCUGUUAGUAUUGCGGGCUCGAGGAAAUCGUUGAACCUUCAACCGGUUCUGCUAGUGGCGCCUCCACACCACAUGGAUACGCUAUCGAGCAGAGCCGCCAGCCGGUACGGACAUGCUUUGCGUCCCGACUACCACCAAUUUCAACUGUAAGCCAGCUAACGCAUAUAAUUUAUUGAGCCGGUUCGCGAAACUUCCGGAAAACCUAUGGAAACCGGAGGAAAUGGAAAACCUAUGCAAACAACAAAACCGAAGAGAUGGACGCAAAGUGCAACGUGUAGGUUUAGUUUCAACUUGUCCGCUUUCCCCUGACUCUGUUUUGUUACGUAUAAAUAUUUUAAUCGCUAGGGUAGAGUUGUUUUUUCGGUUUUUAGCGAAAAUUAGACCUAUGUAACGAGAUA
Anopheles bellator is the source of this 1583-nucleotide messenger RNA. It is a transcript of the gene Tmhs, whose product is annotated as LHFPL tetraspan subfamily member 3 protein. Gene Ontology annotation, biological process: sensory perception of sound. Gene Ontology annotation, cellular component: plasma membrane. The record is from RefSeq and is a predicted model, not a curated record. Bases 511 to 1335 code for a protein of 274 amino acids. The transcript has 8 exons. NCBI's taxonomy places the organism in Eukaryota, Metazoa, Arthropoda, Insecta, Diptera, Culicidae.